This is a messenger RNA of Cucurbita maxima (winter squash), 2426 nucleotides long. Its product is annotated as VIN3-like protein 2. Gene Ontology annotation, biological process: vernalization response; epigenetic regulation of gene expression. Bases 225 to 2063 code for a protein of 612 amino acids. The record is from RefSeq and is a predicted model, not a curated record. Gene Ontology annotation, molecular function: protein binding. NCBI's taxonomy places the organism in Eukaryota, Viridiplantae, Streptophyta, Magnoliopsida, Cucurbitales, Cucurbitaceae. The transcript is spliced from 4 exons.
CCUUUUUCACCCUCUCUCUCUCUUUCUCUCUCUCUCUCUCGCUUUCAGUUUUCCACUAUCUCUCUCUCUCUGUAAUUGUCCGUCUCCGUUCGUUGUGCUUAGAAGAACUUUAUCUUGUAUUCAUUUUCUGUUCUUCGCCAUUGGAGACCUGUUAAUCGUGCAAACUAUACGCAAUUUUUGUGUUUCCUUUUCUAAUUUUGUGUUUCUUCGUAUUAUUCUGUACAAUGAGCGAACCAGAGGAGAGGUUUUCCGGUUUAGAUCCAGCGUUUGCGGGUUAUGGUCUUGACUCUGGGAAAUGCGGCAGCAAGAUUAGUAUGGAAAAGAAAAAGGAAAUAAUCCAUGAGAUUGCCCGAAAGUCCAAAGCCGCACCUGAAAUCCUUAGGUCUCUUACUCGAAGUGAUUUACUUGAGAUCAUCUGUGCUGAAAUGGGGAAAGAAAUGAAGAACACUGGAUAUUCAAAAUCUCAAAUGAUCGAGUACCUUUUGAAGCUGGUCUCUCAGAAAUCCGACAGAAGUAAUACUCAUGCAUCUUUACUAGACAAAACUCAAACUGGCCACAAGAGACCUCGAAACACGAACCGAACAUCUAUUCAACUCUUGGAUUCGAAUAAUACUUCCAUGGAGACUGAUGAGGAAAGUGCUGAAGUCAAACUUUGUCGGAAUGUGGCUUGCAAAGCACCUCUAAAUCCAGAGUUUGCUUUUUGCAAGAGAUGUUCAUGUUGCAUUUGCCAUUGUUACGAUGAUAACAAGGAUCCAAGUCUUUGGCUGACCUGUGGCUCUGACCCUUCUAAUGAGAACGAUUCUUGUGGAAUGUCAUGUCAUUUGGAGUGUGCCCUGAAGCAUGAAAGGACUGGAAUUGUGAAGAAUGGUCUCUGUGAAAAAUUAGAUGGAAGUUUUUACUGCGUUUCAUGUGGAAAGAUCAAUGGAUUGAUGGGAAGUUGGAGAAGACAACUGGUAAAUGCAAAGGAGGCCAGAAGAGUGGAUGCAUUAUGUCUAAGGCUAUCCUUGUGUCACAAGAUUCUUGUAGGGACAAAUCUAUACAAAGAAGUGCACAAGACAGUAGAGUUCGCCAUGAAUAUGAUGACAAAUGAAGUGGGACCCUUAGAUGAGGUUUGCUUGAGAAUGGCAAGAGGCAUUGUCAACCGGCUAUCCUGUGGUGCGGAGGUUCAGAAACUGUGUGCUUCUGCUGUGGAGGCCUUUGAUUCCAUGUGUUGUGUCCCUUGCGUGGAUGGUAUGCAAAAAAGAGAAAAAUUGGAUUGCGAGAUCCUAUUUGAAGAUUCUUCACCUACCUCUGUGAUGGUCGUGCUCCGAUAUGAUGAUCACAUGUUAAGAGACUUCUUAGGCUGCAGGCUUUGGUAUCGUAAAGCUAACAUGGAGGAUUAUCCAGACCAGCCAUCUUUCAUUGCAUUGAAGCCAGAAAAAAACUUUAAGAUCACUGAUCUUUCCCCUUCAACCGAGUACCACUGCAAGGUCUCUUUAUUUAGUAGCACACAAGUUUUUGGUGUCUGGGAAGCCAAAUGGGUCACGCCGAAAUUAUCGACGCCGCGUCCAGCUUUGGAGAAGCAUAGAAAUGGAGAAAUUAAGAACACUAAUCUACUUCAUUCUCAGGUGGAUUCGAAAAACAACCUGAUUAAUCUUCACUCAUUGGAUGGACUUGACAAGAGGAAGCUUUACAAAUAUCCCUCUCUAAAGAACUCAAUCACUUCGAUGAAAUCGAUAUCAGUUUGUCCUUCAACACCUUGUAAAUUAACCGAAACCCGCAUCAUGCUCGGUUUUAACUGCACAAGGCGAACUGAAGAGUCCGACUAUGAUUAUUCUGUUAGAAUGGUGAAAUGGCUAGAGCAUGAAGGCCACAUUGACGUAGAUUUUCGAGUGAAGUUCCUAACUUGGUUCAGCUUGAAAGCAUCAGUGAAAGACCGAAGAGUUGUUAGUGCUUUUAUCGACGCUUUGAUCGACGACCCACCAAGCUUGGCAGGACAACUAAGCCACACCUUCAUGGAUGAGAUCUUCUGUAACCAGAAACCAGUUCCCCGGCAUGAAUACUGCAAUUGGAUAUGUCGUUAAAGCUCAGGGUAGUGUAGUAGGCUAAUCUCUAUAUAGAUUUGAACAUAACAUAUUUUGGGUGAAGCAAGCGAAGCGUGUAGGCCAUUUUGUGACAGACUGACUGUGUCGCUGAUUUGGUUUGGCAGUUUCUCCUGAGCAAUACACGUGAAGCUUCUCAGGUUUUACUUUCACUUCUGUACUUUCACAUUCAUUCAGAUGCAAAUUAUACGGUUCAACUUGUUGAUGGAACAGGAAAUUGUAUAGAGCUUUGCUUCUAUUUCCCUCCUCGGAGUUCACGUGAUUGGACUCGUUCAUUGAUGACUUGGAUUGCCAAAUGGCAUCUUUCUGCACAAAUGAAAUUGCAGGAAAGUAUUUCCUUUUAUA